AUGGGUUUUGAAGAGGCAACGGAAGAGCGCCCGCCCACGGUGGUAGCGGUGGACACCGCCGACUAUUUGGAGGUCGAUGGCCAGGAGCGGCACCGGCCCCCUCCGGCUGUGCCAGCGGUGUUGGUGCCGAAAUCGGCUCGGAGCCGCUUGCGAGAGGGUCUCAAGGCCCGGCCCGGGUGUGUGAAGUGCUCUUAUUUUUUUUUGGUUUUGCUUUGA
This is a messenger RNA of Symbiodinium sp. CCMP2456, 216 nucleotides long. Lineage: Eukaryota; Dinophyceae; Suessiales; Symbiodiniaceae. The record is from the annotation of a GenBank genome assembly.